Messenger RNA from Echinococcus granulosus, 1359 nucleotides. RefSeq names its product Aldehyde dehydrogenase family 3 member B1. The record is from RefSeq and is a predicted model, not a curated record. Gene Ontology annotation, biological process: aldehyde metabolic process. The transcript is spliced from 11 exons. Lineage: Eukaryota; Metazoa; Platyhelminthes; Cestoda; Cyclophyllidea; Taeniidae. Gene Ontology annotation, molecular function: aldehyde dehydrogenase (NAD+) activity. The coding region runs from base 1 to 1359 and encodes 452 amino acids. Gene Ontology annotation, cellular component: cytoplasm.
AUGGAUCCCAAAGUACUCAAUUCUCGGACGCGACAAAACUGGCCCAUCCCUUCAGAGAUGAGAAAGAUUCAUCUACAGUCCCUGCUUGAUUUUGUAACAGAGAAAGAGGAAAAAAUUAUGGAGGCAUUGGAAACAGACCUUGGAAAACCUCCUUUCGAGAUUCUGGCGUCAGAAAUUUUAUGUGUCAAGUAUGAAAUUAAACAACUGCUGAAGAAUCUUAAAUCAUGGACAAGGCCCCGACCGAUGCCGAAAUACAGAAUAUUCCACAGAGAUAAAUGCACAGAAGAGUUACUGGCCUUUGGAACCGUUCUAAUUAUUUCGUCUUGGAGUUCUCCCUUCCAAAACAUUAUGAUUCCACUGGCGGGAGCCAUUGCGGCCGGCAACUGUGUCAUAAUUAAACCAGCUGAGCUGGCUACGGCUACUAACCAGCUUUUUGUUGAACAAAUACCAAAGUAUUUUGGUCGCAGCGUCUGCCAAGUUCUGACUGGCACAUUAGAGGAGACAAAAGACUUCCUCAGAGAGUAUAGCUGCGACUUUAUUUACUUUACUGGAGCUUCCAAUGACGGAAUAUAUAUAGCGCGAGAAGCGGCCAAAACUCUCACGCCAGUCUUUCUUAAUUUGUAUGGAAAGUGUCCGGUUUAUGUUGAUUCAUCAGCGGACAUCACUUUGGCUGCCAUGCGAGUUAUGUGGGGAAAAAUUUUCAACUGUGGGCAAAUGUCUGUCGCUCCAGACUACGUGCUUUGUCACGCCGAUGUGCAACCGAAAUUCCUCAAAGAAUGUCGAAAUGCACUGGAGUUCUUUUUUGGCGGCCUCCCAAAAAUCGACACGAAAAACUAUGGUCGGAUUAUCAGCAUGGAGCACACCGAACGCCUGAAGGAAAUGAUAUUCAAAACAGAAGGAAAACUGGUUCUUGGGGGAUAUGUACAUGUUCCUGCCAAGUUUGUUCAACCAACGGUGUUCUGUGAUGUUCCUGAAUACGACAUCUUGAUGCAGUUCGAGAUUUUCGGUCCAAUUCUACCCGUUAUUACGGUCAACUCAUCCGAAGAAGCCCUGGAAUAUGUCAGUAAUCAAAAAAAGCCACAAGCUGUGUACGUCUUUAGCUCCAAAAAGGGCGUUUUUCGAACGUGGAAGAAGCAUACAGAAUCUGAUGGCAUCAUACAGAACGAUGUUGUCAUGCUGAAAGGCACUAAAACGACAUUUGGUGGGGUCGAGGCCUCAGGACUGGGGCGAUAUCGAGGAAAAUCUUCGAUAGAACUCUUUUCUCAUCGGCGUGGAGUGAUCCUAAGGUCCAUGAAAGACGAUACUGACUGCAAAAUGAGGUAUCCACCAUCCCACAGCGCGAACCCGAUACAGCCUUAA